This is a messenger RNA of Mytilus californianus (California mussel), 1027 nucleotides long. Its product is annotated as deleted in malignant brain tumors 1 protein-like. Bases 80 to 1027 code for a protein of 315 amino acids. Lineage: Eukaryota; Metazoa; Mollusca; Bivalvia; Mytilida; Mytilidae. The record is from RefSeq and is a predicted model, not a curated record. Gene Ontology annotation, cellular component: membrane. The transcript is spliced from 9 exons.
GACCGAGUUUAAAAAGGGGAGUACGAAUUGAUGCACCACGCAUCCAGUCGUCUUGCUGUUGGAAUAUCUUAGAUGGACAAUGGUUCUUUUUAUUGUGUUUGCAUUAUGUAGCGUUAUUUUAGCUGCACAUUCAAUUCAAGCGCAGAGUACGGGAGAUGUAAGGUUGACCAAUUCUAAGAGGCUUGAAAUUUACUACAGUGGUGAAUGGGGUACAGUUUGUGAUGAUGAGUUUGAUGACAACGACGCUAAAAUAGCCUGUAAACAACUUGGAUACAGCAAUGGAAAAUCUUUAGGAAAUGCAGUAGAUGAUGGCAGCGGCAAAAUAUGGCUUGACGACUUAAAAUGCACGGGAAGUGAGAGUAAACUACGGUACUGUUAUCAUGCAGGAUGGGGCAAAGAAAAUUGCAAGCAUGAUGAAGAUGUGGGAAUUCUUUGCGAUAACAAUAGUCCAGUUAAUGGUGGCUGGUCAACAUGGGCACAAUGGACGACAUGUAGCAGCAGCUGCAAUGGUGGUCUACAGACCAGAACACGUGAAUGCAAUAACCCUAUACCUCAAUAUGGAGGGACAUGCUGUAAUGGAGCGUCAUCACAUACCAUAAAAUGCAAUACUGUAUCUUGUCCAGUAAUUGAUGGCGGUUGGUCAACGUGGACCAACUGGACGGAUUGUAGCAGACUUUGUAAUGGUGGGCUAAAUGAAAGAUCACGUUACUGCGACAGUCCGCCUCCAUUUAAUGGUGGAUUGUAUUGUGAUGGAACGCCAACCGAAGCACAACUAUGCAACACCGUUUCUUGUUCAGGCAUAGAGUCAAAAAUGGUGCUAGCUUUAAUAGUUGGUGGAGUAGCUGUGGGAUGCAUUUUAAUUACAGUUGCUUUGGUGUUGAUUUGUAAACAUGUGGUUGAAAGCAAGCAAAUACAGAAGAAAGCAGUUGCAAAUACGUGCUUUCAAGAAGAAAAGGAAGAGUUGUACAUAUAUCAAGAAUCAGACCAGCAGGCACAAGGCAAUAGGACCUUUCAAGAAGAAACGUGA